AGCGCGCCUGACCUGAACACAUAAUCUUGUAAUUUAUCCCAAUGUUUGCGUUGAAARCUGUCAUUGAAAGGGUUUUUCAUCUUAUCGGUUUACAUUGAYUGCAGCUGAGCUAUCAUAUUCUCAGAAUGCAUCUUGUCCAAGGUCCAAUGUCAACGACUUCUACCCCAAGAGAGCCACUCGUGCCGGAGACUUCACCAGACGAGGWGAUGGCGCCGUCGAGUGAGGGAAACCUAAAGAUUUUGAACAUCAUAGAGACGAAUUCAGAAGUUAUGUGCUGUCGUUUUAGUAUAGAUGGAGGYUUGCUCGCAGUUGGACUAGCAAGUGGAAUAAUUAAAGUUUAUUCUCCAGACACUGGCCGAAGCAUUUAUAAUCUUUCAGAUCAAGACACRCUCAAAAGUCGCCUUCCAGUGACUUGCAUUCGAUGGAAAGCUGUUUCUGAAGGCGAAGAUUGGGCAAACGUUUUGAUAGCAACAUAUGCAGAUGGUCGUGUGAAGCAUUGGCAUGUCACAACAAGCACUUGUUUGUCAACAAUUCUUGAACCUAAACGUCAAACACUAGCYUGUUCAUUUAAUGAAUCUGUYAGUCAGUUUGUUACUUCUGGCUCUGAUACCAAGUUAAUGGUAUAUGAUGAAAAAACUAAGCAAAUUAUUACCACAUUAGAGCCAAGCUCUUCUCAUCUUGUAAUGGAUGGUCACAUGAGUAGAGUUUUUGCUGUCAAGUACAUUCCUGAAGAAGAUUACAUCUUUGUCUCAGCUGGAUGGGAUGAUACU
Molecule: messenger RNA, 770 nt
Organism: Exaiptasia diaphana
Lineage: Eukaryota; Metazoa; Cnidaria; Anthozoa; Actiniaria; Aiptasiidae
Exons: 5
Molecular function (GO): protein binding
Source: RefSeq, a predicted model, not a curated record